Messenger RNA from Pneumocystis jirovecii RU7, 1158 nucleotides. RefSeq names its product actin-2. The record is from RefSeq and is a predicted model, not a curated record. The coding region runs from base 1 to 1158 and encodes 385 amino acids. NCBI's taxonomy places the organism in Eukaryota, Fungi, Ascomycota, Pneumocystomycetes, Pneumocystales, Pneumocystaceae. The transcript is spliced from 8 exons.
AUGGAAUUUCAUGAUGUAUUAACAAAUCAACCUAUUUGUAUUGAUAAUGGCUCUGGAGUUAUAAAAGCAGGAUUUGCCGGUGAAGAUCAGCCUAAAUGUUUUUUUCCGUCAUAUGUUGGUCGGCCAAAACAUAUAAGAAUCAUGGCAGGAGCCAUUGAAGGAGAGUUUUUUAUAGGAAAUAAAUCACAAGAGCUUCGUGGUCUUUUGAAGAUUAAAUAUCCGAUAGAACAUGGAAUUGUUAUUGAUUGGGAUGAUAUGGAACGAAUAUGGCAAUUUAUAUAUACAGAAGAACUUAAGACUGUUUCAGAGGAACAUCCAGUUUUGCUAACAGAGGCACCUUUAAAUCCUAGGACAAAUAGGGAUCAAGCAGCUCAAAUCUUUUUUGAAACUUUUAAUGUACCUGCAUUGUUUACAUCGAUACAAGCUGUCUUAUCUCUUUAUGCUUCAGGGCGUACAACGGGUGUUGUUUUGGAUUCAGGCGAUGGUGUAACGCAUGCCGUUCCUAUUUACGAAGGAUUUGCAAUGCCAUCGGCCAUAAGAAGAAUAGACAUAGCAGGGCGGGAUGUAACAGAAUAUUUACAGUUAUUGCUUAGAAAAUCCGGGACAGCAUUUCAUACAAGUGCUGAAAAAGAGAUCGUUAGAAUUAUUAAAGAAAAAUGUUCUUAUGUUGCAUUGGACCCAAGAAAAGAGGAAAAGGAAUGGAUCAGUGCAUCUAUUUCAGGAGGACAAAAUCAUCCUAAAGGAGAAGAAUUUAAACUCCCUGAUGGAAAUGUUUUACGACUUGGGGCAGAGCGGUUUCGAGCACCAGAAAUCUUAUUUGAUCCAGAAAUUGUUGGAUCAGAAUAUUCCGGCAUUCAUCAGGUUGUGGUCGAUGCCAUUAGUCGAGUAGAUUUAGAUCUUCGGAAAUCUUUGUUCGGGAAUAUCGUCUUAUCUGGAGGAUCUACCUUGACAAAAGGAUUCGGCGACCGCCUUUUGUCUGAAAUUCGCCGCCUUGCUGUAAAAGACGUUAAGAUCAAGAUCUUUGCGCCUCCUGAAAGAAAAUACAGUACAUGGAUUGGCGGCUCCAUCCUUGCAAGCCUUAGUACAUUUAGAAAAAUGUGGGUCAGUGCAGAAGAAUACCAGGAAGACCCAGAUAUCAUCCAUAGAAAAAGCAUCUAG